AUGUUAGCAGCAGUCGAUAAAGGGGGAUCACUGCAAAAAGUGGCGUUUCGUAAAGCGAAAACGUCGCCAAAAGCAGACUCGGUCCAGAAAGUCGUAAGUAAGAGCGCAGUGAUACGGAUGGGCGAAAUGAUGAAAAAGACGGAUCCACUACGAGAGGUUUCCCGAACUAAAAGCGCAGAAUCUGUACAGAUGGUGAGAAAAGCGGGUUCGAAAUCCGCGGAAAUUCCUAAAGGAGCAUUAAAAAGCACAGAACGGUCGCCACAGUCAUCAAUGAGGUCAGCUUUGUCUGUAGGGAGGGUACCGAGCACGUCGUCUCCUGCAAAAGCACAACUUCACACUGCAAAAGAACGAAGUUCCGACAAGGAACAGUCUCCUCCAGUUAAGGAACCACCACCACGAAGAGCGCGGUCCCCAUUGGUGGAUGAUGUAGCCACAGCAAGAGAGCGGCCUUCGAGGACGGCACGGUCUCCAUCAGUUGCGGAAGUAUCGACAGCGAGAGAGCGGCCUUCGAGGACGGCACGGUCUCCAUCAGUUGCGGAAGUAUCGACAGCGAGAGAGCGGCCUUCGAGAACAGCACGGUCUCCAUCACCUGUGGAAGUAUCGACAGCGCGAGAACGAUCUCUACCAACAGCCCGGUCUCCAUCUGUAGAUGUAGUGACAGCAAUAGAGCGAUCUCCUGCACGGUCGCCAUUAUCUUCAUCAAGCGAUCGAUCUUUGAGGGAAAUGAUGCCAAUGGAACCGCGAAGCAUUAAAGAGUCUCUAACGCUCGACAAGACUCCUGUCGACAUAAGUGAGAACUUGCAAGCAUUCUUGAGUAGAUCGUGUGUAUUCACCUGCAAGACGAUAUUCAUCUUGCAGGUGCAAGAAAAAGUGCAUCACUGCCUGCUAUUCGAACCUUUCGUUCAGAAGAACCGCCUACAAGCCAUUAUAAAUUUGUUUAUGUUAAAAUUAACUUAG
Molecule: messenger RNA, 957 nt
Organism: Ostertagia ostertagi
Lineage: Eukaryota; Metazoa; Nematoda; Chromadorea; Rhabditida; Trichostrongylidae
Source: the annotation of a GenBank genome assembly